AUGGAUUCUUCCCGGAGCCUUGAGCACGUGCUCUCCAUGCAAGGCGGCGAGGAUGACGUAAGCUACGCCAAAAACAGCUACGGUCCGGCCGCAGCGUUAGCCUCGAGCAAACCACUGCUGACGUCAGCCAUCCACUCCAUAAAGCUCACCAAAGGAUGCUCCUCUCAUCUAAAGAUAGCCGAUCUAGGCUGCGGGGUCGGAGACAACACGUUUUCGACGGUGGACACGGUAGUUGAGGUGUUACGGCGGAAGCUAGCCGUGAUUGACGGUGGAGCCGAGCCAGAGUUGGAGUUAGAGGUCUUCUUCUCCGACUUGCCUUCGAACGACUUCAACACGUUGUUUCAAUCGUUGAAAGAGAAAGUUAACGGCUCGAGCCAGAAGUACUUCGCGGCUGGCGUUCCCGGCUCGUUCUAUAGGAGGCUGUUUCCGAAAAGAGAGCUCCAUGUUGUUGUGACCAUGAGCGCCUUACAAUGGCUCUCUCAGAUACCGGAAAAAGUGAUGGAGAAAGGAUCGAAGACAUGGAACAAGGGAAGGGUGUGGAUUCAAGGAGCAGAGAAAGAAGUUGUGGAGGCAUACGCGGGGCAAUCAGACAAGGACUUAGACGAGUUCUUGAAAUGUCGGAAAGAAGAAAUUGUGGAAGGAGGAGUGUUGUUUAUGUUGAUGGGUGGUCGACCUUCUGGCUUAGUGAGCCAAGUCGGUGAUCAUGACUCCCGUCUCAAGCUCCUUUUCACAACUUUCAUGGAUCAAGCUUGGCAAGAUCUAGUAGAUGAGGGUUUAAUAGAAGAGGAGAUAAGAGAUGGUUUCAACAUUCCGAUCUACCUGAGAAACACAGAGGAGAUAGCGGCUGCGAUUGACCGUUGUGGUGGUUUCAAGAUUGAGAAAAUGGAGGUAUUGAAAAUACAUGACCCCAUGAAUGCUAAGAAGCAAGAGUUGAUGAAAGAUCCGCAAUCUUACGGUCUAGCCAUGGCUAACUUGGCUCAAGGCGGUCUAAAGCCAAUGGUUGAGGCUUAUCUUGGUCCUGACCUGACCCGCAAGCUCUUCAAACGGUAUGCAACUCGAGCUGCUGCUAACAAAGACUUUCUCAAGAAUAAAUUUUUUUAUUAUAUGAUCGCUGUGUCAGCGAUUCGGGUUUAA
Molecule: messenger RNA, 1134 nt
Organism: Arabis nemorensis
Lineage: Eukaryota; Viridiplantae; Streptophyta; Magnoliopsida; Brassicales; Brassicaceae
Source: the annotation of a GenBank genome assembly